AUGCAUUCUGACAGUCCGGCAUCCCCGUUUCUCAAAACGUGUAAAGUCUCCCGUCUCUUUGCAUGAUUAAACCCAGAAAAGGAUUCUCCGGAACAGCUUUUGAAUUGCCAAGACGACGACAUGUCUACCACCCACAAACAGCGUUAUAAAAAUGCCGCCUUGGACUCCACAGAGAUGCGGCGUCGUCGCGAGGAGGUGGGCAUCCAGUUGCGGAAGACCAAACGCGAACAGCAGCUUUUUAAGCGACGCAAUGUGGUCCUGGAGCCGGCUACAUCCUCAACAUCAGCCGGAAUGGAGAGCAUCGUCAGUAACGAACAGCAGGCUGCCGACAUGCACAUGUCUGACAGCAGCACUGGACCAACGCAUUUUUCUGGCGGUCAAAACGAGGCAACCGCUGUAAGCGGGGCACAGCCAUCCGUAAUCAGCGAGGAGAUGAUUCAAAUGCUAUACAGUGGACGUGAAAGCGACCAGCUUGAAGCCACUCAAAAGUUUCGCAAAUUGCUGUCCCGCGAUCCCAAUCCACCCAUUGAGGAGGUUAUCCAGAAGGGGAUAGUGCCGCAGUUUGUCACCUUUUUGCGUAACAGCUCAAAUGCCACGCUGCAGUUUGAGGCCGCCUGGACGCUAACGAACAUUGCCUCGGGCACCUCCCAGCAGACCAAGAUCGUAAUCGAGGCCGGGGCAGUGCCCAUCUUUAUUGAGUUGCUCUCCAGUCCCCAUGAUGAUGUCCAGGAACAGGCUGUGUGGGCCCUGGGAAACAUAGCCGGUGACUCACCCAUGUGCCGAGAUCAUCUGCUCGGCUCCGGCAUUCUAAUGCCUCUCCUGCAUGUAUUGAGCAACUCAGAGCGCAUUACCAUGAUACGGAAUGCGGUAUGGACUCUCUCGAAUUUGUGCCGCGGCAAAAGUCCUCCCGCAGACUUUGCCAAAAUUGUCCAUGGUCUGCCAAUACUGGCAUUGUUACUGGACUAUACUGACCCGGAUGUACUAAGCGAUACUUGCUGGGCCAUAAGCUACCUGUCCGAUGGACCCAACGAUAAAAUCCAGGCUGUAAUAGAUGCGGGUGUUUGCCGUCGGCUAGUUGAGCUCCUAUUACAUCCACAGCAGAACGUGAGCACUGCCGCUCUAAGGGCCGUAGGCAAUAUUGUGACCGGCGACGAUCAGCAGACCCAGGUGAUAUUAGGGUACAACGCUUUGCCCUGCAUAAGCCACCUACUGCGUUCCACGGCGGAAACAAUUAAGAAGGAGUCAUGCUGGACAAUCUCUAAUAUCGCAGCCGGCAAUCGUGAGCAGAUCCAGGCCAUAAUCAAUGCCAACAUAUUCCCGCAGCUGAUGGUUAUCAUGCAGACGGCUGAAUUUAAGACUCGCAAAGAAGCCGCAUGGGCCAUUACCAACGCUACCAGCAGCGGAACCUCCGAACAGAUCAACUACCUGGUGCAGGUUGGCUGUGUGCCGCCCAUGUGCGAUUUUCUCACCGUCGUCGACUCGGACAUUGUCCAGGUGGCUCUAAAUGCACUAGAAAACAUUUUGAAGGCAGGUGAAAAGUUCCAGACGCGACCUAAUCCCUAUGCUAUUACCAUCGAGGAAUGCGGAGGUCUGGACAAGAUCGAGUAUCUGCAGGCGCAUGAAAACCGCGACAUUUACCAUAAAUCGUUUUACAUAAUCGAACAGUACUUCGGCAACGAAGAGGAGGAUAGCCGCGUGGCCCCCGUGGCCGGCUCGCAACAGUUUGAAUUCGAUCCAGACAACAUGCCCAGCACAGGAUUUAACUUUUAGCACCUUACCAGGCAGGACAUCGUGUACACUAUUCAAAUGCGAAUUCCUCUCAAGUCAUGAACACACAACAUACAACAGGAAGCGAAUCCUUGCCGACGGGAUUUAAAUGAAGGCCAGAGCACGGACAUGAAACACAGGCCGCAGGAGAAGGCAGACAUUGCCCAAGUGCAGUCACUACUAGCAUUUAAGUAAAGUUGGUCAUUCGGUCGGCUCGUUUCUUUGUUACACACACUCACCUGCACUUUGUAUCUGCGGUUAAAUUUAUAGUUUUCGAAGUGGUCCAGGACCAGACAUGACCUUACUCAAAGUUUUCUCCAGCUGGCGAGAUUGCUUUCAUCUAGUUUGUAUGUACUAAUUUAAUAUGUUAUACACAACCCAUUGUAUAUGUUUUUGCUUUCCUCAGAUUGAGUUUGUAAAUAUUUUUCAUAAGGCCCAAAAACGUUGAGAUCCUGACAUGGUGUUAUACAUUUUGACAAAACCAACGUUAAUUACGAUAAUGAUAACGAAUAACUUGAAACGUCUUUAUUUGAUUUUGUUAUGCGAAUCGCCGAAUGUAAAUUUGUUUAAAUUAUAAAGCAUUGUAAUUUAAUUUAGAGGACACAUAAAUAAAGAACAUCUAGACCACA
Messenger RNA from Drosophila santomea, 2396 nucleotides. RefSeq names its product importin subunit alpha-7 (gene Kap-alpha1). The coding region runs from base 121 to 1770 and encodes 549 amino acids. Gene Ontology annotation, cellular component: nucleus; nucleoplasm; cytoplasm. The transcript is spliced from 6 exons. NCBI's taxonomy places the organism in Eukaryota, Metazoa, Arthropoda, Insecta, Diptera, Drosophilidae. Gene Ontology annotation, molecular function: protein binding; nuclear import signal receptor activity. The record is from RefSeq and is a predicted model, not a curated record. Gene Ontology annotation, biological process: NLS-bearing protein import into nucleus.